AUGACCUUCUCAAAUAUCAUACCAAGUGUUCCAUCAGUGACUAGAUCUGAGCUCAACGCCAUGCAGAACUUGACAUUUUUCGACACAGUUUGCCUGCUGCCAGCACGACUGCAGCCUUAUUCAGCUGUCAUUUUAUCGGAGUUUGAGCCACAGUUGACCCUUGCAUGGUACUGCAACGUUCCUUCAGUUUGGUCUUCUUUAUAUGUUAUAUUUCUUCCGCUACGAUUAAAUCAAAGAGUCCAAUUUAAUUAUCCAUUAAAUAUCCUCGGGCCCUGCACGUUAAUCCGAUUUCCUGCAAACCCCGGAUUUUCUGUUUGA
Molecule: messenger RNA, 318 nt
Organism: Kuraishia capsulata CBS 1993
Lineage: Eukaryota; Fungi; Ascomycota; Pichiomycetes; Pichiales; Pichiaceae
Exons: 1
Coding region: 1-318 (105 amino acids)
Source: RefSeq, a predicted model, not a curated record